Drosophila eugracilis is the source of this 2491-nucleotide messenger RNA. RefSeq lists its product as uncharacterized. The record is from RefSeq and is a predicted model, not a curated record. The coding region runs from base 423 to 2450 and encodes 675 amino acids. The transcript has 3 exons. Lineage: Eukaryota; Metazoa; Arthropoda; Insecta; Diptera; Drosophilidae.
UUUUAUCUUAGCUAUCUUUUAUUUAUAUAUCAAACUUACUCAUUUGUUUUUGUUGCGUCGACGUUUUUGUUUCCUCCCAAUAUUUAUUUUUUAGUCAUUGUUUUUCUUUUUUUUUGAGUUCUGCUUUGUUAUUUUGUCCAUCAUGAGCUUCAUUAGGAAAUCCUCUUCCGCGCUGGUAUCCAAAAGAACAUUAGAUUCAGAGCCAAGAUUCAGGAUUCGUUCGUCUGUCUCGUUAGGUUAUGAAACCAUAAGGAAGAACAGUGGAGACCUCUUGCCGCCAAAGACAGUCAUCCCGGAGAUUAUAUCAAAAGUUAGGCCAUCACCAGUUGAGGUAAAAAAGGAAGCUAAGAACCCUAGAAACUCGAGAACUUUUGUGGAAAAGGCACUACAAGGAAAAGUGCCUAAAAUAACCCAAAAGGAAGAUGAUCAACUCGAAGAUGAUCCCAAAAGAGCAAAGGUCCGUGGAAACUUCUAAAGAAGUGUCGCAGAGAUUAGACAGAAAAUUUAAUUUUCGUGAUCACUCCCCUGGGAGUUUCCAUUCCAAAACGCCUGUGGAUCGGUCGAGCUUAAAUCAUAAUUCUUCAAACACUUCCAUUGCAUCUAGAUUGUCUACAUCAUCGGGCAAAUCAAAAGGAAGUGCAAUGAAAAGAAAGUCAUCGAGUACGGCUUACUGGGGUCGUUAUGGAAUACAACUUCUCAAAUCUGAGAAACGACACAAAGCAGAUAUAGUAAAAACAGAAUUCAUGGAUAAGGAUAAAAUAGAGGCUCAUGUCAUCGAGUCGUCUGAUUCGAAUUCAAUAGACUUACCAACUAUAUCGGAUUCUGAUUCAAGGAAAGUUUUAACAAGUAUUAAAUCAAUUUCAGAUAUUGAAUCAAAUUCGAUGGAGUCAGAUACAGAACAUAGAGAAAAAACCCCUGAACGUGAUGAACAAUCUGAUCGCUUACGAUUCCUUAAGAUUUUUGGUAUUCUGCCGGAUAUAAGCACUCUGUCGGUUGACGGCAGUAUGGAGAUUGUUAAAUUUUCCAGAGAGGAUGGGAAAUUCUUAGCAGCCGGGGAAGGAAGCCAUAGGGCAAGUGAAUCGAAUGCUUUAACAGAUCUUCAAGUGGAAAACGAGUACUCCGAAUAUCGAGAUAUAAAAUCGUGCAGUUCUGAUAUUAGCAUCGACUCUUUGACCGAUAGCGAUGAGGAAAUUGAAAAUGUUACGUUGCCAGAUAAAGCAUCAAAAGAGGAUAUAAAUGAACGUCUAUUGCGUGUAGAGCCCAGACAAACAAUUAUCGAUGAUAGUGAUUAUGACGACGUCCAUAUGGAAAAUUUGGAGGCAAUUGAGAAUUUCCUAAUUGCAAUUAUGAAUCAAGUAGUAGAGUAUGCCGAAAGAACUUCAGUUAGACUGAAACGCGUGCUGGACAAGGAAAAGUUGCUGAACGAGCUGGGUGAAUUGACCCUAGACUAUCAAAUCGAAUUGCAUCGUCAUCAGACCCUUGAAAACCUUUCGACGGAAUACUAUAUUCGGCGUAAAGAGUUUGCUUGGGUUGCAGAACCGAAGAAAUUUGACAUGGUUAAUAGGGAAAGGUUAAUGUCCGCUCUGGUUGAACUAGAUAAUCGAUUGGAGCAAAUGAAUCAAACCCAGAAGUUGUGCGAAAAACAAAUUUACGAAUUAAGCAAGGAAAAGUCUGCGGCCCUCGACCUGGAUACCGAGAGAAUCAAUCAUUUCAAAGAGAAAGUCAGGGAAACACUUUGCAAGGAAGGCUGGAAUCGUAUACCUCUUGUGCUCGAUGAUCUCUUCUCGAAAAUGAAAAAGAUCCGUGACGAAAUGUCUUAUGCGCGGGAGGAAUUAUUUUUUGUUCAGCACAGUUUGGAAGCCAUAAAAAUUAAAUCAGAGAAAUUUGAAAAUCUGGGAAAUGGCCUUCGGGUUCUUGAAUACAUUUCCAUUGAUGCACGUAAUCACGCCCUGGGACUUAAGCUUGAAGAUAAAGACGUAGAGCUGACCCGAAUGCGUCAUGGCGCAACCUGCGCACUUCAUUCGAUGGCCCAUUGGGCGAACAAGAAGAAAAUGAAUCAGGAACUGUUGGAGAAGAUGAAGAACAAGUUGAAAGUACAGGAGCAACUGAAAAGGGACCUCAAGGCCUGUUUCUACAAGGAAAUGCUUUACCGCGACCGGUUGAAAAAGGAAACCGACAAGCUGAAGAAAGCCGGGUGCCUGAUGCAUUAUCCGGAUUUAAUGCGGGACUAUGAUGCAACAGUGGAGUACGUGCAGACCAAGCAGAUGGAAGUCAAGAAGCUACGUUUGGAACAUAAUCGUCUGGAAAGGAAAAUUUCAGAGGUGGAUGCUAAUAUUAAAAAGAUCUCUUCGUCAAUCAGGUUCAAAAUGAGCCUUGUUUCCAGCCAAUUAAGGUUCAGCAGCAAUCGGAUAAGCAGAACAGGGAGUCAGCAAUUUCGAUAUGGUUUUUAAAAUGGGUUUUUAGAAAAGAAAUAAUACCUUAGCUUAUCGUA